AAGCAAGGGAACUUUUUUUUGGUUAUCAAAAGCUUAAAAACCCAGUACUGAAAAGUACAUAUUAAGUGUUCGAUAAAUUGUCUAAGAGAACUUUAAAUUACAGUAUAUGGAGGAGGAAAGUACUCUAGUACGAGCAGAUGAUUCAAAACCCGCGGGUGAAAUCAAACUUGAAUCGUAUAGUCUUUACUUCAAGGGUUUGGUUAGCGAGGAAACCGCGGAGUUAUUGACGGGAUUUGGAGUUGCGAUUUGCGACAAAGAUGAUAAUCUCUUGUUUCAGAUGAAAGAACAAGUUCAUAACUCUAGGGUUUCACUUCUGGAGGUUGAGCUUAUGGCAUUGAAGCGUGGACUAACCGAAGCUGUGGGUUUAGGGAUUGAUCAUAAAUUAAUUUACUGCGAUCAUUAUCGGAUUUUUGAAUUGGUCAUGGAGAGAUCUGCCUCUGAGCAAGAGAACAUCGCUUUGCUAAUGGAUGAUAUGUUUUCUGUUGCUUUAUGCGGUCAUGAAUUCUGUGUGGAGUGCGUGAAACAACAUAUAGAAGUGAGGCUACUCGCGGGAGGUGUACCGAGAUGUCCUCAUUAUCAAUGCGAGACUAAACUUACUCUUGGAAGCUGUGUCAAUCUUUUGACAUCUAAACUAAAAGCAAUGUGGGAACGAAUAAUCGACGAGGAAUCGAUUCAUGUGGCGGACAGAGUUUAUUGUCCAAACCCGAGGUGCUCGGCCUUAAUGUCGGUAACCAAGCUCUCAAACUCUACUAAAGAAGAUGUAACUAUGAGAAGCUGCUUCAAAUGCGGUGAACCCUUGUGUAUCAAAUGCAAAGUUCCGUGGCAUAGCAACUUGUCGUGCAACGAUUACAAGAGAUUGGGUCCAAAUCCUACAGCAGAUGAUAUAAAGAUGAAAGCUCUAGCAAAUAAGAAAAUGUGGCGUCAAUGUGAAAAUUGCCAACACAUAAUCGAACGAUCAGAAGGAUGCAUACAUAUUAUUUGCAGGUUUAUUGCUUUCGACGUUUCCAUUGAGCAUGAAGAAGAGCUGGAGAAAAGUAUAGGUGAUCAACAACAUCGUGGUACUUAUCGUUCUCCUUAAUCGCUUCUGAGCCGGCAAGUGAAGCGAGGAUGACAAAAUCAUAUCUUAGUCAUUUCCACAUUUGAUUAAAGUUAAGUUACGGUUCAUUAUAUGACAAUCUGAUGAGACAUAAAAGAUGAAAGCUUUGAUUUUUGAUAAAAUUUGAACUUUUAU
This is a messenger RNA of Arabidopsis arenosa, 1231 nucleotides long. Lineage: Eukaryota; Viridiplantae; Streptophyta; Magnoliopsida; Brassicales; Brassicaceae. The record is from the annotation of a GenBank genome assembly.